This is a messenger RNA of Salvia miltiorrhiza (redroot sage), 2847 nucleotides long. RefSeq names its product PX domain-containing protein EREL2-like. Gene Ontology annotation, biological process: protein transport. Gene Ontology annotation, molecular function: phosphatidylinositol binding. The transcript is spliced from 10 exons. The record is from RefSeq and is a predicted model, not a curated record. NCBI's taxonomy places the organism in Eukaryota, Viridiplantae, Streptophyta, Magnoliopsida, Lamiales, Lamiaceae. The coding region runs from base 312 to 2606 and encodes 764 amino acids.
GAGAAGCUUAUUAUCCCAAUUUAUUUAUAAAGAAAGUAAAACGAGCGGAAUGAAAUUAAAUUAAAAAAAAAGUUAAAAACAAAUAAAAAUUUCGGGACACUUUUGCUAUUAUUAUUCAGAAUAUUGGGGUUUAAUUUGAAAUACCCAAAAGUACAGGGAGCCUUUUGCAAUUUUUCCAAAGUCUCUGUCGACUUCUCACACCUGACCUGACCUGUUGACAAGCAUUUCUACUCUUCGAAGCAGCUCAGCUCGUCAUCAAGAAUCACGCAAAAAAAAAAUCUCACAGACAAUUCGCCAAACAUCUUGCGGCCAUGAAUCUAUACGGACUCGAUAGCUCGCUCUUCGAAUUUGGCUUCAACGACCCAUCUCUCAUCGAGUCGAUUUCGAGCUCCCACUCGAUGAUCACCGAUAGAAGAUACAUAGAGAGAGAGGAAGAUAAUUUACUCAAACUUUCGAAUUCAAUCUUGAAAAAUAUCAAGAGGGCUAGCAGUCCGCCAAAGCACCGUCACGACGGCACUUCGCCGCUGCCUCUCGGAAUGGAUUGGAGCCCUCCUCCUCGCAAUUGGGGUGGGGUGAACACAAUAUGGCCUCAUGAUUUCCAUACAGGAUGGAGUUAUUGUGUCACAGUUCCUUCAUGGAGCAUGUUAGCUGAAUCAAGAGGCUCUGAACUUGUAGUGUUUUACAGGGUUCAAGUUGGUUUGCAGUCGCCCGAAGGAGCUACCUCCACACGUGGAGUGUUGAGGAGAUUUAGUGAUUUCUUAAAGCUGUCAUCUGAUCUGAAGCAGUCCUUCCGCAAUAAAAAGUUUCCCCCUGCCCCUCCAAAGGGGCUUCUGAGAAUGAAGAACAGAACACUUUUGGAGGAACGUAGGUGUUUUUUGGAAGAAUGGAUGUCACAGGUACUCUCAGAUAUUGAUGUCUCAAGAAGUGUUCCCGUAGCAUGCUUUCUUGAAUUAGAAGCAGCUGCCAGGUCAUCAUUCCGGGAGUCAAGUCAUGAUGAGGUAGGUUUGAGUUGCAAAAGCAGCAGUUCAUCAGAUCCAAUUUCAAGCCAGAAUGACAUUUCUGUGGCUCCUGGCACUUCAGCAUGGGCAUCAAACAGUGGAAGCGGGUCUACUAGUGAAACAUCUGAAUCUCGAUCAGAUCUGUAUGUGAAGGAUAACUACUCUGAAUCUGAUGAGGGAAAUCCAGUCCUUGAAAACAAUUCUGUGAGUCCUGUAGAAGCUACCGUAAAUGAGGCCUUCUCUGAAAAUAAUAAUGCUACCCUCUCCAAAGAGUUUGGUGAAGGGAAGGAAGAAAAAAAUGUGCAUAAGCCAUUUAAUGGAAGAAUUAACUUGGAUAAAAUUCACACAUGUCUCUCAUCUACUCUGUCACACCAUCAUGAUAGUGUUGAAAAUCGCCCUGACCAAGAAAACUUAGCAACAGUUAGCCAUCCUAAAGGUUUGUCAAGAGAAAUCCCCCAGGGAUGCACAACUUCUGCGGCAGCAAAUGAAAAUUCUACUUCAUGGGACGUUCACCAAGACAAUGGUAAAUCAUCUAAAUUCUCUGGAAGUGUUGAAACUUCAGCAGCCAUAGACACACUUGACAUCUCAGAUAUGCAAGUUAAACCUGAUACACUGGUGGUUCUUCCAUUAGAUGAGCAGCAGAAGGUGAGCAGGCUUCUGACUAACAUGCAACAACGGUUAGUCACAUCAAAAACUGAUAUAGAUGAUCUUAUAGCAAGAUUAAAUCAAGAGGUUGCUGUAAGACUGUAUCUUACCACUAAGGUCAAAGAUUUGGAAACUGAACUUGAAUCUUCAAAGCAGAUUGGCAAAGAAAAUCUCGAGCAGGCACUUUCUAUUGAGAGGGAAAGAUUUACGCAGCUACAGUGGGAUAUGCAGGAAUUGAGAAGAGAGGGCAUGGAGAUGGAGUUAAGGAUGAAAGCAGAGCAGGAUGAAAAGGUUCAUAUUGAAGAGGAAAAAGCUUCAAUCAUUAAAGAGAAGGAAGCAUUGCGGUUAGAGUUGGAUUCUGCUAGAGAGCAGCUAAAAAAUCUGCAGAAAUUUAACGAAGAGGCAGACUUAAAAUCAAAAUCAGAUGUUAAACUUCUUGUGAAGGAGGUUAAAUCACUUCGAACUUCUCAAUCAGAACUGAAGCAGGAGUGCGACAGAGUGUCAAAUGAGAGGAUAGAAUUGAAGACAAGCCUACAAAAGGAAAGGGCGAAAAGGGAUUGUAUUGAUGCUGCCAACAGAAAGUUGCUGCAUGAAUGUGAAAUUCUUCGUAGUCGGCUCAAAGAAUGCGGGGCUAAGUUUCUGGUUGAGCAAGAAUAUAAGUUAAAGAUGGAGUCGCCACCUGAUGCUAUGGAUGUACUAGCAACUUCUGAAAACCGUAUUAGUCUUCUUCUGGCAGAGGCACAACUCCUUGCACAAGAAGUUGCCACUCCAGUAUCGAGUGACCUGAUGACGAUAGAUGAUGAAUUGAGGAAGAUGCUGACAGAUGUUUUUAUCGACAACGCCAUUUUGAGGAAACAGGCAAAUUCCAUUAUACACUGCGCUUUAGAUGCAACUCAUACAUCUCCCAAAGAGGAUGAUGCGCCUUCCAGAACAACUGUAAUCAGCAAAUUUUUCGAUUUAUGAUGUAAUUAAGACUGUUUCUGUCCAUAGCGAAAGCAGAUUGCAGAUCCAUAUGCAUAUAAUGCUGAGAUAUCUUAAGUAAGAGUUGAUUCUCUCUACUACUGUAAAUGGAAGAUAAUGCGUUUGUGCCUUCAAGAUGCUCCGCAGAAAUUCAUUAAAUAAUGUAUUUGUUGCCCAUUUGUAGUUCAUACAUUUGGUGGGAAAUUACACUUUAAUACCCAAAUUAUUGAUAGUUUCAUCAUUA